GACGGACGGACGGUAAAGAGACUCAAUCAACGAGCAGUUAACUGCUGCUGAAGAAACUUUAACGCAGUUUUAUAAAAUCAUCGUCAAUCCGAGGAAGAGAUGGRCRAUCAGCGCGGACUGCUGUUUUUCUCCCGGACUCCCCUGAUAAUCUUACACCGGAUAGAUGGCCCACCAUGCUGUCUGUGUGAAGAGGAGGAGGUUCUCGAAGAGCUCAGCAACCAGAAGAGGAAGUCCACCUUGGAUAAAGAGGAACCAGAACCUCAACAGUUCAGAGAGGAAGAGAAUCAACUCUGCAUCAGUCAGGAUGAAGAGCAGCUUGUGCUGAAACAGGAGACUGGAGACAUUUUGGUGACUCCUAAUGAGCAAAGAAUCAACAAUGAAACGAAACCAAACAGGAAGCAAUGCGUCUCUCAUGCUUCUCUUGAAGAUGAGAAUCAGGAUCAGGAAGGAAGCAAUUCUGGAGGCCCAGGAAAAAAGAGGGACAAAGAGCAGAAACAAAACAAGAGAUGUCAGAAAACCAAACAGCAAAAAGGAACUACUGAAGGUCCAAAGCAAAAAAAGCACAAAAAAACUCAAUUGAACAAAAGUUUAUAUUCCUGUAAAAGUUGUGGUAAAACCUUUCCUCGAAAUGACUCCUUGACAAGACACAUGAGGAUUCACACAGGUGAGAAACCUUUCACAUGUGUUAGUUGUGGGAGGAGUUUCUCUCAUAAACAAAGUUUAGAUUCUCACAAGAGGAUUCACACAGGUGAGAAGCCCUUCACAUGCAUGACUUGUGGCAAAAGUUUUACGGAAAGAAAAUGUUUGACUUAUCACAUGAGGAUUCACACAGGUGAGAAACCUUUCACGUGUAUUAGUUGUGGGAAGAGUUUCACUCUGAAAAGUCAUUUAGCUUCUCACAUGAAGAUUCACACAGGUGAGAAACCUUUCAUGUGUAUUAGUUGUGGGAAGAGUUUCUCUCAUAAACAAAGUUUAGAUUCUCACAUGAGUAUUCACACCGGUGAAAAACCCUUCACAUGUAUGACUUGUGGAAAAAGUUUUACGGUAAGAAGUGUUUUAAAUUCUCACUUGAGGAUUCACACAGGUGAGAAGCCUUUCACAUGUAUUAGUUGUGGGAAGAGUUUCACUCAGAAAAAUCAUUUAGCUAUUCACAUGAGGAUUCACAGAAGUGAGAAGCCUUUCACUUGUAUCACUUGUGGAAACAGUUUCACCCGGAAAACUCAUCUAGCUACUCACAUGAAGUUUCACACAGGUGAGAAGCCAUUCACAUGUUUGACUUGUGGAAAAAGUUUCACUAUAAAAUGUAGUUUAACUUCUCAUAUGAGGAUUCACACAGGUGAAAAGCCUUUCUCAUGUACUAGUUGUGGGAAGAGUUUCCCUCUUAAAAAUAAUUUAGAUACUCACAUGAGGAUUCAUACUGGUGAGAAGCCUUUCACAUGCAUCACUUGUGGAAAAAAUUUCACUCAAAAAUGUAAUUUGGAUAAACACAUGAGGAUUCACACAGGCGAAAAGCCUUUCACAUGUAUUAGUUGUGGGAAGAGUUUCACUCGUAAACACAGUUUAGAUUCUCACAUGAUGAUUCACACUCGUGAGAAGCUUUUCACAUAUAUGGCUUGUGGAAAAAGUUUCGCCUAUAAAAAUACAUAGUUUAUCUGUACCCAGGAGUGGUCACAGUACUCAGUGGUCAGAUUAUAUAAUUUGAACCUUAAGAACCAAGUUUUUCUGUAACUUGUCUUUUAUGCUGUAAUUACACCUGAAUCAGGUGGGAAGAUGAAGUUGACACCUCAUCCCCCACCAUCAUCAAAUCCAACAAAAUUAGCGUUUAACAUUUGCGCAGGAAAAAAAUAAAAACAUCAGUUGUGCUGCUUUUGAUGAAGAACUCAGAUGACCUCCGAAAACUUUUUGAUUCAUAUCCAAGAAGUUUUUACUGCACAAAACAACACAAAAGUUUGACACCAAUUUUGUCAGAUCUGAAGAAGGUGGGGCAACGUCAGUCGGGUAGUAAAUACAGCUGGAUCACAUUUCAAAAUGUGUAGCUUAGUUACAAAAGCUUUUCAAAUAAGAGUUAUAACUGUAGUUAAUGGAACGAAGGGUUUAAUUUUUGCAGAUUCAAUUAUUGAAAAAUUGUGUUUAUUGGAUUCAUGUUAUGGGGACAUGUAUGGACUGGUAGACUAGUUAUCAGGAUUGGGAUGAAUGUUUUCUGUAUUUGAAUCUAAACAUCAGACAUUGUGGGCUGCACAGUUGGUAGAGCUGUUGCCUUGCAGCAAG
This is a messenger RNA of Poecilia reticulata (guppy), 2268 nucleotides long. RefSeq lists its product as uncharacterized. Gene Ontology annotation, biological process: regulation of gene expression. The record is from RefSeq and is a predicted model, not a curated record. Lineage: Eukaryota; Metazoa; Chordata; Actinopteri; Cyprinodontiformes; Poeciliidae. Gene Ontology annotation, cellular component: nucleus.